Seriola dumerili (greater amberjack) is the source of this 1104-nucleotide messenger RNA. RefSeq names its product Yip1 interacting factor homolog B, membrane trafficking protein (gene yif1b). The transcript is spliced from 8 exons. The coding region runs from base 124 to 1050 and encodes 308 amino acids. NCBI's taxonomy places the organism in Eukaryota, Metazoa, Chordata, Actinopteri, Carangiformes, Carangidae. Gene Ontology annotation, biological process: endoplasmic reticulum to Golgi vesicle-mediated transport. The record is from RefSeq and is a predicted model, not a curated record. Gene Ontology annotation, cellular component: endoplasmic reticulum-Golgi intermediate compartment; Golgi membrane; COPII-coated ER to Golgi transport vesicle.
GUUUACUUCCGUGUGAAAUUUAUGAAUGACUCCAACUUCCCUGAGAACAUUGCGAACUAGUGCCAACUGCUUCUCGGUGGAGUUUUUUAUCUGACAACCGCUGCUACCACCAAGUUAGCGCUAAUGGAUUACACGGCAACUCAAAGUGGGUUCAGACAGCGUAAGUUACAGCCUAAUAUGCGUCUGAGGAACAGUUCCCUGGAUGGUUCAGAUGGCAGCCAGCUGUUUGAGGAUACAAGUGGAGCUGGGUCUGGAUCACAGUCAGGCUACAGGAACCAGCAGGGCGGGCCUCAAGCAGCAGGCUUUCCUGGCCAGUCCCUCCUGACAGACCCCAUGUCUAACUUGGCCAUGGCGUAUGGCAGCUCGUUGGCAUCCCAGGGGAGGGAAAUGGUGGACAAGAAUCUGGACAGGUUCAUCCCUAUUUCUAAGCUUAAAUACUACUUUGCUGUGGACACAGUGUACGUGGGGAAGAAGCUGGGCCUUCUGGUUUUCCCUUACAUGCACCAGAACUGGGAGGUGAGCUACCAGCAGGACACUCCUGUGGCUCCACGCUUUGAUGUGAACGCUCCUGAUCUUUACAUUCCUACCAUGGGCUUCAUCACAUAUGUCCUUGUGGCUGGACUGGCCCUCGGUACACAGAACAGGUUUUCCCCAGAGCUGCUGGGAGUUCAGGCCAGCUCAGCAUUGGUGUGGUUAAUAAUGGAGGUCCUGGCAGUCCUGCUGUCGCUCUACCUUGUGACCGUAAACACCGACCUCACGACCAUAGACCUGCUGGCCUUUUCUGGCUACAAAUAUGUAGGGAUGAUUGUGGGUGUAGUAGCAGGCCUGAUGUUUGGGAAACCAGCAUAUUAUCUCUCUCUACUGUGGUGCUGUGCUGCCAUCUUUGUCUUUAUGAUCCGCACUCUCCGUCUGAAGCUGUUAUCUGAGGCGGCAGCGGAGGGGAGGCUGGUGAGAGGAGCCAGAAAUCAGCUGAGGAUGUACCUCACCAUGUCUAUAGCAGCGGCACAGCCCAUCUUCAUGUACUGGCUCACCUAUCACCUCAUCAGAUAAAACUCCAAACACACAUACUCGUGAACUUGGCUAUCCGAAUGCUAUCUCACCCUU